CCACACUUGCAUGCACCCGUACCACAUACAUGACAUAGCACAUGUAGGUCCUAGCGCAUUGUCAUCGUUAUUGCAUACCGAUCGAGUAUGUCAUGUUAUGAUCGUACGACUCGAGUACUACUAAAAGUACUAUAUACUGGAUAAAUACUAAUACCGUAAUACCACGGGAAGGAAGGCUCAUUGUAAGUUGUAACAGAUCGACAGAGCAUUUUUAAUAGUUUGAAGAGGCAGUGAAUGAAUUGAGGAUGGCCGGCAGGUUGAUUUGGUUGACGUGGAUGUCUUUUUGGACCCAUCUCAUAUUCCAACUGACGUGUCCAGCACUCUCUCAUCAAAUGCAAGCUGUGGAAUGCAAAAGAAAAUCCUUCCCUUUGGCGACUUCCUACGUCUGCGUGUGUAAUGCUACGUAUUGUGACACCGUCCAGGGAAUUAGCAACACCGAAUCCGGGAUGUUUGUGUCCGUUACCAGUGACAAAGAUCAGCACCGGUUCAGCAAGGAUCAGCAAGUCAUUGCAGUGCAUUCCAACAUCACAAACAAGAACAUGUUGAUAACUGUGAAUUCCUCUGAAGUCUAUCAAACCAUCUUGGGGUUUGGAGGAGCCUUCACAGACUCGGCGACGAUGAACAUCUUGAACGUAUCAAGCAAGGUUCAGGAUCACCUACUCAGGUCAUACUUCUCCAUUGAUGGAAUUGAGUACACAACUGGUCGCAUUCCUAUGGCUAGUACUGAUUUCUCACUUGGUGAAUACUCCUAUGACGAUGUGCCCAACGAUUUCGCUCUGCAGAACUUCUCCUUAGCAAAGGAAGACAUCAAAUACAAGAUCCCCAUCAUCCAACGAUCCCUAGCCAUGUCCAAGAAGCCGAUCCGACUAUUUGCUGCACCCUGGUCUGCACCAGCUUGGAUGAAGACAAACGGACAGAUGAGCGGUAAAGGACAGCUGAAAGGCCAAGCUGGCGACAAGUACCACAAAACAUGGGCUAACUACUUUAUCAAGUUUCUUGAUGAGUACAAGAAGAACAAUCUGACCAUGUGGGGCAUAUCGGUGGAGAACGAGCCGUCGGCCGGCGGCACCGACAACAAAUGGCAGGCCCAGUACUACACCGCAGAGAUGGAGGGAGAUUUCGUCAAGACGGACCUAGGACCCGCCCUAAACCAGGCCGGCUACGGAGACGUCAACUUGAUGAUACUUGAUGACCAACGACUCUUUCUUCCAGAUUAUGUUAAAGGGGUGUUAUCAGAUGCGGACGCAGCCAAAUACGUCUCAGGAAUAGCUGUCCACUGGUACUUUGAUUUCUUCUUCGACCUAGCGUCGCGUUUGACGGCAACCCACAACAUGUUUCCAAACAUGUUUCUGCUUGCCACUGAAGCCUGCAACGGGUACCUACCGGACUCCCCUGCGGUGGUGCUAGGCAGUUGGGAGAGAGGCGAGUCAUAUAGUCAUGACAUCAUUCAGGAUUUGAGCAACUGGGUGGCUGGUUGGACGGACUGGAACCUAGCACUGAACAUGGACGGAGGGCCCAACUGGGCUAAGAACAAUGUAGACAGCCCCAUCAUAGUGGACGCAAAGAACGAUGUCUUCUACAAACAGCCUAUGUUUUAUCACCUUGGUCAUUUUAGUAAGUUCAUUCUGCCAGGCUCUGUGCACAUUGGACUGACCACGUCUAAGGAUAAUGAACUUGAGAGUAUAGCCUUCAAACUCCCUGAUGGUAAAACACUUGCGGUAGUUGUUUUAAACAGGUUUGAUGAAGCUAAAUACCUAAGCAUCCAUGAUCCAUCCGCUGGUUACAUCAAUGCCAAAGUGCCUGCACGGUCCAUCCAGACGUACUUAUGGACAUCAGGACAGUCGCAACAGUAGUUGCUCACGGUUUCAUACGUGUAGUGUGGAACGUGGACAAUCUGUCACUGAGGGGAUUUUCAAAACUUUGGCUUUAGAAACAUUGAGAAGAAUUGAACCCAUGUGUUUAAUACUGUAGUAUCCCUAUUACCCUAAACAUUCCCAUAGACUUGUGCACAACAGUUUUCAAACUUUAAUGUCACACAAAUCCAACUUUAAUAAAGCAAAUACAGUAAACUCCAGCUAAGUCGGCACUCUCGGGACCCGAGAAUUUGUGACGACUUACGUGAAUGCCGACAUCUG
This is a messenger RNA of Patiria miniata (bat star), 2135 nucleotides long. Its product is annotated as lysosomal acid glucosylceramidase-like. The transcript is spliced from 11 exons. Gene Ontology annotation, biological process: glucosylceramide catabolic process. Bases 246 to 1853 code for a protein of 535 amino acids. The record is from RefSeq and is a predicted model, not a curated record. Gene Ontology annotation, molecular function: glucosylceramidase activity. NCBI's taxonomy places the organism in Eukaryota, Metazoa, Echinodermata, Asteroidea, Valvatida, Asterinidae.